This is a messenger RNA of Cuscuta campestris, 2677 nucleotides long. The record is from the annotation of a GenBank genome assembly. NCBI's taxonomy places the organism in Eukaryota, Viridiplantae, Streptophyta, Magnoliopsida, Solanales, Convolvulaceae.
GGUCCAUUUAUAUCCGUUUGCUUUCUCGUGAUCAUCAUCUUCCUCUAUUUAAAUGCGCGCCAUUUGUAUCCUCUGACGCAUUCCCAAUUCCCUUUGAUUUCUUUCUGAAAUCAACCCCCCUGCUUUUCCCCGUUCAGAUCAAACAAUCGGGUCCGAAUCGCCUGGACAGAAGAUACCGGGCAUAUUGUGCAAUUCGGACCAGCCGUUCUGAAUCUGAGGAGAGGAUUGAAGUCCGGUUUCUUCUUCUCCGGCCGGGAAAAGUUAGCACCGGCGGGGGGGAAGAUGGGGAGUCGGAGAGGAGGCGAGGCGGUGGAGCAUAACGGCGUGGAGGAGGAUGCGGAGUAUACGGUGUCGGACCUGAGAGAUAGGAUGGAAUCCACCGGCCGGAGCCGGUUCAAGCUGAUGGAGAACGAGUUAGGACUCGAGUUGACUCGGCCAAAAUUUAGCAGGCAGUCCGUCAUCGAUGGCCUCAACGGCCUAUCGCGAGGUCUCGUUUUUCAUCCGGAUAACUGGUGGUACCGUGCAUGGGAAAAGUUCAUCUUGGCAUGGGCAAUUUACUCAUCUUUUUUUACACCAUUUGAGUUCGGGUUUUUUAGAGGAUUGCCCAAAAAGCUCUUCUUCUUGGACAUCUGCGGUCAAAUAGCUUUUCUUAUCGACAUUGUCCUACAGUUUUUUGUUGCAUAUAGAGAUAGUCAGACAUACCGGAUGGUUUAUAAGCGCACUCCGAUUGCCAUUCGCUAUAUGAAGUGUCAUUUUAUCAUUGAUCUUCUCAGUUGUAUGCCUUGGGAUCUAAUCUAUAAGGCAUUUGGAGAGAAAGAGGAAAUCAGAUACCUUCUAUGGAUUAGGUUGAGCCGCGCACUGAGAGUCACUGCUUACUUUCAGAAACUGGAGAAAGAUAUUCGGAUCAAUUAUCUCUUUACUAGAAUUAUAAAGCUCAUCACAGUAGAACUCUAUUGCACACAUACUGCAGCCUGCAUUUUUUACUAUUUAGCUACUACUCUGCCUGAACAAAAGGAAGGCUAUACAUGGAUUGGGAGUUUGAAAUUGGGGGACUAUAGUUACUCCAACUUCAGAGAGAUUGACCUAUGGACACGCUAUAGCAGUUCUAUGUAUUUUGCCGUUGUCACAAUGGCAACAGUUGGUUAUGGUGAUAUACAUGCAGUCAAUGUGAGAGAAAUGAUAUUUGUCAUGAUUUAUGUCUCUUUUGACAUGGUCCUUGGUGCUUAUCUGAUUGGUAAUAUGACAGCACUGAUUGUCAAAGGAUCCAAAACUGAAAGAUAUAGAGAUAAGAUGACUGAUGUCAUGAAGUUUAUGAACAUAAACAAACUUGGAAGGGAUAUCCGUAAUCAAAUCAAGGGUCACUUACGAUUACAGUAUGAAAGCUGCUACAUUGAUUCUGCAGUUCUUCAAGAUAUCCCAAUCUCCAUUCGUUCCAAGAUUUCUAAAUCACUGUACCAGUCUUACAUUGAGAAUGUUCCUCUCUUCAAGGGGUGCUCUGCAGAGUUUAUCGGUCAAAUUGUAAUUAAAGUCUCCCAAGAGUUUUUUCUUCCAGGAGAAGUAAUAAUGCAACAGGGGAAUGCAAUUGACCAACUUUACUUUAUCUGUGACGGUGUAUUGGCAAAAGACUCUAAGAUAGGAUUAAAGCAACUGGAAUCAGAUAUCACGUUUCAUAUAGGGAAGCAGGAGGGUGAAUUUGCACUGAAAGUUAAUAGUGCUGCUUAUCAUGGUGAUCUGCAUCAGCUUAAAACUCUUAUUCGAGCUGGAACUGAUUCCAACAAGAGAGAUUAUGAUGGAAGAUCACCUUUGCAUCUCGCUGCAUCCAGAGGAUAUGAAGCUAUUGCUCUAUAUCUUAUACAAGAAGGUGUUGAUCUCAAUGCUCAAGAUAACUUUGGAAAUACACCCCUACUUGAAGCCAUCAAGAGCGGGCAUGACCGGGUUGCUUCAUUACUUGUUAAAGAGGGGGCCAUGUUGAAGAUUGACCAUGCCGGCAGCUUCUUGUGUAACAUUGUUGCAAGAGGUGACUCUGAUCUGCUGCGAAGAUUAUUAUCUAGUGGUGUCAAUUCAAACUCAAAAGACUAUAAUCACCAGACACCACUUCACGUAUCUGCUUCUCAAGGCUCAUUUGCAAUGGCAAAGCUGCUUUUAGAAGCUGGUGCUUCUGUUCUCUUAAAGGACAGAUGGGGAAACACUGCAGUUAAUGAAGCUAUAGAAACUGGGAACAAACAGCUCAUUGAACUUCUGGAAGAAGCAAAAUCUGCUGAACUGUCCGAAUUCCCCGGAUGCUUGGAAGAUAUUAAAGGGAAAAUGACCCGCAAGAAGUGCACCGUGUUUCCAUUUCACACACAAGAUGUCAGAAAACACGGUGUUGUUUUGUGGAUUCCUCGGGGUGUGGAAGAGCUAGUUGAAACUGCUUCACAACAACUCGACUGCCCUUCGGGUUCUUUCUUGAUAACCGAAGAGGGAGGUAAAAUUAUUGAUGUCGAAACGAUAAAUGAUGGUCAAAAGUUGUAUUUGAUGGGUGAAGUAACACAUUGAAAUCUCACUUGCUCCCUCAUUUGUAGAUGUUUUACUGUAUAUGUUCCAUGUUCAAGAGGCCAUGAUAUAUGGUUUCUUUUGUUCUCUUGAUCAAACUUAUUUUGUGCAUAUUCAAUUCGGUCAAUAAACAGUGGGUGUCUCA